UGACCACGGCUAUCUUCAUCUAGAAGCCUCCUUCAUGAAUCCAUUUUAACAGUAGAUUUAAUGAAAUAUAAAAGCAGUGUCACUGCCAUUUCCAUCAAAACCAUACAUCUAGAUAGAAUGGCUGCUCCUACUCCAGUUGCUAUUGGCACAAGGGGCACAAUUGGAUCUCUUGUAAAGAAGGAAAUUGAAUACUUCUCCAUGUUUGAGUUGGGGAACUCACAGAGGCCUCAGCCACACUUUGUGAACAUUGUUUCUGGAAGAGGCUAUUCCACUUCCAGGUCAAGUUUCUGGGUCUUGCUAAUGACAGGGAAGAGGAGGAAGCGAAGAGAUAACAAUGUGUUUCUCCCAAAAAUGUGUUCGGUUGCUGAAGUGGUAGAAAGCAAUAAGUGGAACAGGGUUCCUGGUUACAGCUACAGGAUCCUCAAGGAUGAUAUCAACAACUUUCAGCUCUGAUUGAACACAGUUUCUUGAAUUAGUCUGAACUUGUAUCUUGAGUGACCAAAGACUUGCAAAAUGUUCAUGUUAUUUUUCACCUUGUGAUGCCACAUUGGACAGUUUUAUUUUAUUUUUUAUUUUGGGGUUCAUGUUGAUUUCAAGUUCUCAGUAUUUCUGAUGCCUUUGGUAAUUGUGCUGUCCUGCCUUUUGUUGCUUUCAGCUCUGAUGUAAAUUCUGUGUUCUAUCGCUUGCUUAAGCAGAUUUGACCCAAUGCAGCUCAUUGGUGGAAGGAAAUAUGGUGCAGCCAAGAAGAUUAAGGACCAAAUAGUAUAUGGAUGCCAACAUAUAGAUCUGUGACCCUUUUGUAUUUCUGAACAAAAGGUUCAAGCACAAGAGUUCUUAUUUAUCAACAUAUUUGUAAUUGUACCUACAUGUCUACAUUAAUAAUUUUGGACUUGGACAUAAGGUUCUUGUGGUGAAAUAAAAUAGAAACACAAAGUGCAGAUAAAAAUAAAACAAACAGAUGUAAGCGUUCAUUGAGUCUUGAGGUCUGUCUUAGCUAUGUUGAGAGCCUCCGGGACCCAACUCACCUAAAGUUUUUUGAAUAAAAAAAAAAAAA
Glycine soja is the source of this 1054-nucleotide messenger RNA. RefSeq lists its product as uncharacterized. Lineage: Eukaryota; Viridiplantae; Streptophyta; Magnoliopsida; Fabales; Fabaceae. The transcript has a single exon. The record is from RefSeq and is a predicted model, not a curated record. The coding region runs from base 61 to 453 and encodes 130 amino acids.